Cryptotermes secundus is the source of this 6725-nucleotide messenger RNA. RefSeq names its product dorsal-ventral patterning protein Sog (gene sog). Gene Ontology annotation, biological process: multicellular organism development. Gene Ontology annotation, molecular function: protein binding. NCBI's taxonomy places the organism in Eukaryota, Metazoa, Arthropoda, Insecta, Blattodea, Kalotermitidae. The coding region runs from base 866 to 3760 and encodes 964 amino acids. The record is from RefSeq and is a predicted model, not a curated record. The transcript has 15 exons.
AGUUGGAUCGGAGAGUGUGUCAAGUCGCAGCGAGAGAGAGGGAGAGAGACAACUCGGCUCUCCUUGUGCACGGCGUUCGUCACUUGUUUCGGUUGUAGCAGUGGUGGUGGUGGUGGUGGUAGUAGUAGUUGUAGUGAAAUCUAUAUAAAGUUUGCAGUGGUUCCACGUGCAGCAUUAGUUUUCGCCCGGGUACCGCCGAGUGGAGUUUAUCGUGUAGUUUCCAUUUGUUAGGAGUUUCAGUUAAAACUGAUUAUACGUGUUAUUCGUAUUGUUGUAAGUGAACACUGUUUGUUACAACAGUAUUGUGCUAUUGUGAGAAUCACUGCUUCGUCACCCAACAAGGUGUUUUUGUUUGUAAACUUGUCUGGAAUAUUUGUUACUGUUGAAUUGAUCGACGUUGCCGCUUGUUGUCAGAAUGGUUAAAUAGGGCUAGUAUGUUCAGAAGUGUCAGACAUUAAUAAUGCGGCGUUCUUCAGAGACACAGUUAGAGAAUACUUUUGUUUUGUAUUUUUUAAUCACGUUUAAGUAUUCAUUUGGUUUCUCAGCCGUGUGUAAAUGGUUCAUUUUCCUAUAACAUAAAUAUUUUAAGCAUUAGAGAAUCGAAAGGACAAAGAUUGAUAUUAACAAUAUUAUUAUUGUUUGUUUAACCGGAAAGACAUUGUGAUGCCAGGAAAAAAAGGGUCAAGAUAAGGUUAUAUCUUAAACUUUAUGUUGUAUAAUCUUAAUUGAAUGAGAAACGAGUGACAGAUGAUAAAAUCGCGCACCGCAGUUGCGUUAAGCUUCAAUUUCAAGUAGAACUGAAAUGUUUAGUGUAUGUAAGGUUUGUUUUACGCGUUUCUAAGUGAAAGUGAGGAAGUGAAACAAGAUGGCUCAGAUCAUUUUCCUGCUGAUUCAAUUGUUGUUGCUGUUUUGCUGUGUUACCACAGCACGCAGACAGGCGCCACUGAUCUCGGAUGAGACUGUCAAGCGACCAGGCAGAGUUGCAGAAUGCCAGUUUGGAAAAUCGCUUCACGAGAUUGGAUCAACAUGGUUUGCAGAUCUGGGCCCGCCCUUCGGCGUGAUGUACUGCAUCAAAUGCGAAUGUAUACCUAUCCAGAAGAAGAGGCGCAUAGCCGCCAAGGUGUACUGCCGGAACAUUAAGAACGAGUGCUCCAAACCGACUUGUGAUGAACCGGUUCUCUUCCCAGGACGGUGCUGCAAAGUCUGUCCCGGUGACUUCAACAGUCCAGACGUGAUGCAGGAAACUCCGUCCAUUCUUACACCUGAGGAAGAAGAGAAGAGCAUGAAGCAUUUCGCCACAUUACUGACUGGACGAACAUCAUCCAUGUUUCAUAGAGAAGACGGGUCACCAUCUGUCAGUUUGCACCAAAAUAACAACAAUUAUGUUGCCACUGGUAGAUUCACCUUCCAUCGCAAGAACCUCUACUACUCAUUCUAUGUGUCUGACCCUUUAUACCGCCCUCGUGCCCUGCAGUUUUCAGACUUUGAGGGUAAUAUUCUGGGAGAACAAGCCUUGUUCAUUGAUGGAGUUACCAGUGUAUAUCAAAAUGUAACUGGCAAGGUGUGUGGCGUGUGGCGGAGAGUGCCAAGAGAGUAUCGCAGGUUGCUGAGGGAAGAGAGGAUGUUUGUCUCAUUGCUGUGGGGUACUGCAGAUCAAGAGCAACAUAUUCUGAGUGGCCAGGUGGCAAGGUACCGAUCCCUGAGCACCGAGCUGUUCACAUCACUCAUGCAGCCAGCUCCAGGGACAGAUUCAUUAACGAUGAAUGGUGCCGGAGGGACAGCCAUCAUAUCUGCAUCCUCGUCUGCCCCUUCAAUACACGUGUCAAUAGUGUUCAAUGGCAUCUUCUCUCCUGAAGAGUUUGCUGAUGUCCCAAUAGUUGUGCGGCUUGAAUCACUAGAAAAGCAGCAAAUAGUACUGCAAGAGGAGGUCAAGAUUGAGAAGCCAGCCCAUGAACUGAAUACUGUAGAAGUUCAGACAGCUGUCUCAAGUGCAGACUUGAGACUGUUGACAAGAGGGAAGUUGGUGGUAUCCAUAGCAUCGAAGAAGAAACCAACAGAACUGAGGCUGGAGGGCAAAGUUAUAACACGAGCUACAUGUGAAAUAUUUCAGGGUGUUCUAUCAUCAGCUGACGCUGACAACACAAAUGAUGAAGAUGAAGAUUCCGAGAAGUCUGUUUCUGCUCAGACAGUAACGUCUGGCAUGGCAUGGAUGUAUAUGAAUCGGGAUGGAGCGUUAGUUUACAGCGUACAGCUGGAUGAACUCAGUCUCGAGGAUUCUCCAAUGCUUGUUCUGGUAUCAGGUCAUCGAAGUGGGGGAAGACGGUCACUGUUGGAACUUGAAGACCUUACUCCAAGUCUUAGCUCAGGCUGGGCAAAUGGUACUAUAGAUAGACUUAGUCCACGUGAACUUGAGCAGUUAUACGCUGGUGAAUUGGCCCUGAAUGUUGCAACAAGAUUGGAACCAAGUCUUGUAAGAGGAAGACUGGUCCCUAGGCUGAUGGCUGAUGCCAGGGACUCCCAUUCACCUGUGCUGCUUAAGAGACCAAAUGAAACAGUACCAGCUGCUUUGGUUGGAAUGGCCUGGCUUGGUAUUGAUUCAGAGUGCAGCUUACAUUUUGAGGUAAUGCUGUCUGGCCUGGCCUCGGAGGACCACAGCCUCAAGUUGUACUUGAAAACACUGCCAUUUGUAGUUCCUGGAGCCCCUGUCUUCAAAAGACUUUUGGAGGAGUUCAGAGGAAGCCACUUAGAAGGUUUUGUGAUGGGCAUAUCACAAAAUGAAUUCCUGAGAAUUGACUCAGGAGUUAAUUUCUUGGAGGUGCAUGAUCACGUUUCAGGAUCUGUUUGGUUGAGAGCAAGACUCAACUGGAUAUCAGUGCCAUUAUCUUGCUUGCCUAAGUACUCAGACAAUGAUGUCCCUGGUAGUACUUACCCACAGAUUGACAGUAGUGUUCCUGAAGCAACUAAAUGCUACCACGAAAUGCAGUUCUUUGAUGAGGGCGCUCAGUGGCGAUCAAAGCAAAACCCAUGCACCAUGUGUAACUGUCAUCAGAACCUUGUAAAGUGUGAUCCAGUUCCAUGUCCACCACUGACAUGCAGCAGCAGGACAGCGCCUGGAGAGUGUUGUCCAUCUUGCACAAAUUCAAGUGCAUCCCAGGAAAGCAAUACAAGUGUGACACGGGGCUGCUACCUGGCAGGACAGUUCUACCCAGCUGGAAAGAGCUGGCAUCCGUAUUUGCCCCCCAGUGGAUUUGAACUUUGUGCGGUCUGCACUUGUGAUGCUAAUACUCUGGAAGUGCAGUGUCCACGAGUGCAGUGCCCUCCUCUAACCUGCAAUGAACAUGAAGCCUUCAGACCAGAUAAGAAAGCAUGCUGUAAACAAUGUCCCAUAAAAUCAGAAGAUGGUAAGGUGCCAAUGGAUCAGCAGAGCCCUAAUGGUACACUUACACAUCGCACUGAUGUGGAUAUCCUGGCAAGCGGAGGCUGCAACUAUCCCGCUACAGGAGAAGUUUUUGAAAAUGGUCAUGAGUGGCACCCAAAAGUACAUUCACAUGGGGAAGUAAAAUGUGUCUUAUGCAGGUGCAAGGAUGGUUCAAUAAAGUGUGAACGCAAAAGAUGUCUUCGAUCAUCCUGCACACCCAGUACAAGUUCAUUUACUUCCUCACGAAGACGCAACAUUUCGCAGUCCACAGUAACCACUGAUGACUGCUGCCCUCAGUGUCGACGAAACAGGCGUCAUCAUCGAUCUUCAUACAACAGCUGAGCUGAUUGUGCUAUCUCGGACUUCAGAGUGUACUCAGACCUUAACCAUACUUGCAUCUGAAAAUCGCUCAAACUGCAGCAAGGUCAGGAGUGUCAGGAGGAUCGGCAGUAUCGACAUGUACAUAUUAAAAUGUCAACGAGUUCAUACACCAGCAUAGCCAUUUUUGGCGCCUGUGUUAUACUGUGAAUACUAUAUAAUUGUAGUUAUAUAUUUAUAGCCCAGGGGUGGCUAAACUACACCCCAUGGGCCGAUUAAAUCAGUUCAGCCCAAGACAUUGUUUCGAUAUCAUGAAUAACAUGGCCGUCUAUUUUUACUCUCUCAUAGCACGGAGAAUGUAUUGUAAUGACAAGAAAAUUGAAAUGUUCAUGGAAAUUCAAAUUUUUUUGGGAUCCUAGUAUAUGUAUGUACUAUACUAGAUAUGAGGAUGGAGAAAUGGUGCUCACUCCAGACUGGUUUUAAUCCAGGAGAAGACCAAUUAUUGCUCAGGAUAUCAUGUCGGAAUUAAUCAUUAGUGUCAUUAUUGUUAUGUUGUAUUUUGAUGCAUACAAAUGACAGUCAGUACUGAUAAUGGAGCUAUUUUAACUUUUUCAGGUAUUGAAUUCCUCUUGUAGGAUCUUCUGUCUUACAUUACUUUGAUGCACAGGCCUGAGUGAAAAUAAUUACCAACACUACGAUAGCAUGAGUGCUGCCUAUAAUUCUGCAUAAAGACUGAGUUCCUUGAAACCAGUCAGUCAGUGAUGGAUGAAUAUUCUGAAGAUAACUGGCUUAAGAGGCUCUUUUGUUUACUGGAGAAGCUUUGUGUGGUACCUGUUUUCAAGGAAUGGAGAUCCUUGAAGUUGUUUAAUACAUAUUUUAUAGGAAACAUGGACAUAAGUUGUAAUAACAUCAUUAAUAUUUAUGAAAUAACAGAUGUAUUUUAAGUGUAUCCAAUUAUAUUAACAUACGAAGUAGGUAAUAUAAUUUAGAAAGAAAAUGGUGAGAAGCAAACGUAUUACAAACGAAGUAACAGAUGUUACAUAUCAGUUGUUUUGAUAUGACCAGCAUGUUCUUGUGCUCAUUUUUAGCCUGAAUGUCAAAUCGCUGGUUGAGACACUGUGCAAAUCCCUGUCUGAACCAGUCUUGCCAAAGCAUGAAAGUCAACUGUAAUUAAGUUGUUAUUGCAAGAAACGGCAUAUUAGUAUGUAUAUAUGAGUAUUUAGUGCCUAUUGGUUCCCCAGCUGGAGCAUGACACUCUUCAUGUUGAAAGUCAGACUUGAAGUUGUAUCCUGUGGUAAUGAACUUUGACAGUACUCCACAAAACCUUACAGAAACCAGCCAUAAUUGAAGGACUUGACCAAACAAAUGCAUACACAAUUCACCUAUGUUUAUGUCAUGUUAAAUGAUUGAUAUGUUGUGAGGGUAAUCCCAUUGUGUCAUAAGUUUUAGAAUAAAUGACACAGGCUUUAAAUUAUUAUCUUAAUAAGAUUUUCAGAAUUCUGUUAGGAGUCUGCAGCUGUGACAUCAUUGUUGUUACCCAAAAGAACCAAAGAAGACUGAAAUACAAAUUCAGCUGAUGAUCAGGUGAUUUGAUUUCAGUGAAUUUCAGUUGAGUAUAUAUAUUUAUUUAUAUGUUGGUUAUAUUUUUCAUUCCAUACUAGCCUAAAGACUAUUGAAGUUUUAAGCAGUAAAUUCUUAAAAACAACUUCACCAAGAAUACCUAAAACAAAUACCUCAGAAAUUUGUAGAGAAAGAACUACAGUUAUACCAAGAUGCUAAACUGACAGAUUAUGCAUCAGUGUUACCAUCACGCAUUUCCACACACAAUAAAUUAUACAACUUUUUCUGGUGAUGCUUUCUCAGUACUGAGAUUGUAUAGCAUCUGAUAGCAGGAUGACUGAUGAAUUGGAAAGUAUUUGGAAGGAAACAGCCAUGGCCUAAUCAAGUUACUAUCCAGACAUAUGCAUGGAAUAACUGAGUAAAACCACCACAAAACUUACACCAGAUGGGUGCUGUCCGAGUCAAGAUUUGAACUAAGCAUCUUCCAGAUACAGAUUCUCAGUCUAACUUCUAGACAAACCAGUUCAGUAAAAUACAUGAAAGGUAUAUACUCACUGUGAUCACAAUCCUGAAGCAUAUCUUAUUGAGGAAGGAAACUGACAUGCCUCUCAAAUCCAUGCAUUUAACAACAAAACUAACAAUUCUCCUGUAAUUGUAUAAGGAGGAGAAUUUGGGGGUGUUUAUUUUUGUGUGUGCAUGUCUGCGUGUACAAGUCACUCUUUGAGAGAAGAGUGCGAGGUGAACAUUCGAUUAUUAUGUAUAUGAUUAUGAAUAUUCAUCUAGAACUCAUGUAUAUCAGUGGUUUUGGUAUUGCUUUCUCAUUGCAUCUCCCUCUCUGUCAAGUUCUCGCAUAGUGUCCAAAAUGUACAAUCAGUCUUUUUAUUGUUUGUGAAUCACAUCUAUUGGUGAUAUCAAGUGACUCCCAAGCUCUUAAUAUGGUUUACAUACAAUUGUACAUUUUUACCUAUGAUGCAAUCAUUGAAAAAUUUUCCUUGUAUUUAGAAAAAUCAUUCUGUAAGUGAACUGGGAUUGCUCAGGUGGUAUAGUGACUAGACUACAGACAGGUAACCAUCAGUCAGGGUUCAGUUAAUUCGAGAUGCAAGAUUUUCUUUUCUUCUCCAGUGAUGAUGAUAAAUUGAAUCCAUCAUAAAUAUGUUUCACUAUGUAGAAGCAUGGAUUUAUAGGAGCAAAUGGGAUGUGAGCUGGAAAAGUGAGAAUAGGUGUUCAGUUGUCAGCAGGGAAAUAAAUUAUUCUCUUCUCCACAGCAUCCAGUCUGGUUCUGGGACCCACCCAGCCUUCUGACCACUGGAUGCCAUUGGCUCCUUCCCCAGUAGUAAAGCAGCCAGAGUGUGAAGCUGACCUCUCACCUCUGAUAAAUACCAGGGUUAGGAAUUGUGUGCACCUAUAUAGCACUGUGUUGCCUAUUUAA